AUGCUGUGUGAUGACGAGCAGGGGAAGCCAACCUGGGAGAGGCCCACCUGGGGAGAGGCAAACCUAGUGACCCCCCCAUUUCCCAGGAGCGAUACUCUGAAGAGACACCCGUUUGGGGGGGGUAGGCUGCACAUCCCCAACGAGGAAGCAACAGCUGGGAAGCGAAACACCUGCCCUUCGGUCGUCACUCCGGUGGUGCCACGUCAAGAUGGCCUCCUACCAAGGGUGGCCAGCAACAGAGCAAACCAGUCUCCACCCCAAUGGGCAGACAUACCCACCGAUCAGAAGAUAAGUAGUGCUCCUAUGGGUAGGGACCUACCAGGGGGGAGCAGAAUGGGGAAGGUCCCCUACGAGCAGAUUAGCCACUGCACUGAGGAAGAAAGGGCCGUUCUUGUAGACCCCUUUUUUUAUAACUGUAGGGGGGAGAAUCCCUGGGAGUGCCAGUGGAAAAAGGACACCUUUGCAGACAGCCGGAUGGGAAUGGAGAGGAACGAGCUGACGCAUGCGGAGAGGCUGUUCGCGAGUCCCUAUCGUCAUGAGGGAGAGGGGACUCGAGAGGGUCCGGGGGGGGGAAGUGCCCGCACGGAGGUUGGUGGGAGAAGCGUAGAUGGCUACCGCGUAGAUGGCUACCGCGUAGAUGGCUACCGCGUAGAUGGCUACCGCGUAGAUGGCUACCGCGGGGAUGGCUACCGCGGCGGCACUGCGUCCUUCGCCGCGCCAACCGCUAGACCUGUGCCCAUCUCCACGGGGGAGAAACCAUGGGGUGACACCCCCCUGGCUCUCUCCCUCCCCAUUUCGAAGGCAAUCAAAGGAUGCUCACCAGGCGGACAGAUACACACCAGUUGCAGCGACCCACACAGGGAGAACAAGAUCCCGAGGGAGGCCUACGCCAGGGGAGCUCCAAACGUCGGCGAAGCGAGAAACGCCCUCAAGGAUACCAACGUGAAUUUGUUAAAGUGUUUUAAGCUGAGCUUCGAGAGGGGGAGGUUCGCCCCUCUUGGGCGGGGCGCCUGCACUGGAGUGCCCACAGUUGGUAGGACCCCUGAGAGCAGGACUCCCCCCCUGAGUGGCUUCCCCCUGAGUGGCUUCCCCCUGAGGGAGGCCUCCCCGGCAGUUUCGCACAAGGGCAACCUGUUCGAGUCCGUCGAUGCGUUCUUUUACAACUUUAAGAAGAGUGGGGCCUCCCUCAGGGGGGAGUCUCGCCAGGUGGAGGAGCACGGCGGGGCGAAUGACCGGGCGAAUGACCGGGCGAAGGUAGUGGCGAAUGACCGGGCGAAGGUAGUGGCGAAUGACCGGGCGAAUGUCCGGGCGAAUGUCCGGGCGAAUGACCGGGCGAAUGUCCGGGCGAAUGUCCGGGCGAAUGACCGGGAGAAUGACCGGGAGAAUGACCGGGAGAAUGACCGGGCGAAUGACCGGGCGAAUGACCGGGAGAAUGACCGGGAGAAUACCCAUCCGGACUGCCAAUCGAAUUCCCAUGUGCGCGCCAGCUCGAGCGGCGUGGCGCAGCUGGCCAACCCGAGCGGCAGCGUCACGACCACAACUACAACGACGACGACCACCACUACGAUGGGAGCGGCGAGCGCGGCGAACGUGGUGAACGCGGCGAACGUGGUGAACGCGGCGAACGUGGUGAACGCGGCAAACGUAGCAACCGCUUCCAACGCGACCACCACCAACUGCACGAGGAGGACCGAGCCGGGGAAGGAGGGGGGCGAGGAGGAGGAAAAAGAAAAAGAAAAAGAAAAAGAGAAUGAAGAGGAAGAAGAGGAAGAAGAGGAAGAAGAAGAAGAAGAGGAAGAAGAGGAAGAAGAGGAAGAAGAAGAAGAAAACGGUGAAAAAUUAGACGAACAAAAAGAUGACCUAUUGGACGAGCAAAAAGAUGACCUAUUGGACGAGCAAAAAGAUGACCUAUUGGACGAGCAAAAAGGUGGUGAAGAAUUAGACGACCUAUUGGACGAGCAAAAAGAUGACCUAUUGGACGAGCAAAAAGGUGGUGAAGAAUUAGACGACCUAUUGGACGACUUGCCGGACGAUGGCGGGGAAGGGAUGAAGGGGAGGGAGCCCCCCCCCAGGAGGAGGGAAAAAACCAUCCUGACCAUCCAGUGGAACAUAAAAAAAAUCUCCCUGCUGUGCUCGAGCGACAGCCACUUCGUGGUCUCUCCAGAAUACAAAACGGAGACGUUAAUCAACGAGUUCUUUAUCCUCCUAAAUAUAAAUAAGGACAUGCACGUGCACCUCUUGGGGGAGAACUCCUUUGGCCUCCUCUUCUCCUACACGGGCUUCUGCGACAUUCUCUUUUCCGUCACGUGUGGAGUUUACCAGAAGAAGUUCUGCGCCUAUGACUGCUCCACGCUCCCCUGGUUUGGUUUUAACAAUUGGGGGAUUUUAAAAAACUGCAUGCAGAAUGAUAGCAUAUCUAUCACGGUAGACAUCCACGAGAUUAGGAGGAAGGACUCGCUCAAGGAGGUGUUCCUGAGCAACGUUAUAUUGUCUAUGAGGAGUAGCAAUGGGAGUUUCCACUUUAAGGAGGGCGCCUCUCCCGUAUCGCCGUCUGCGGUGGUGGAGGCGGAGGAGGAGAAGAAGAAGGAGGCACCUUCGCCCACGAUUGCUACGGCGUCUGCCACAACCGCUGCUACGACGUCUCCCUUAGAUUUGGGGCGCCACAGGAGAAGCGCCAAAUGCUUCUUCCCGCAAAGUGCGCCCGCCACAAGCGACUCCUGCAGCAGGUUUGCCCCCCCCACUGUUAAGAGGAGACACCCAGGCAGCGUGCACAUGGUAGGCAGCAAGCACAUGGCAGGCAACAUGCACAUGGCAGGAAGCAUGCACUUUGCAGGCACCCGCGCAAAUGCACCUCAGUGGGAGACCAAACAAACCAACGCGAGCAGCUGGAAUGGGAAAGUCGCAAAGCAGCAAAUGAUCAGGGCCAACAGAGAGACCAACCCUACGCAGGGAAACAAGCUACACAAAGGGAUAAAGAAAAAUUUGUACGCACAUAACCUAAUUGAUGUUUGCUCCCCUUUUGAGGAGCAUCCUGGGGGGAACUUCAUUCAGCUAUCCCAGGGGCUUCAGGAGGGCACCCUGGCCAAGUGCACCUCGGGGAGCAGCGCCCAUAGAGCAGCUCCAUGUGCUGUAAGUGGGUUUGCCAAUCAACCCUCCGUCCAGCAGGAAGGCACACCCCAGAUGAAGAAGGAGGGCCCUUUCGGAAGGGACCCCCCCCGACGGGGCCCGACAAGUGUUAAGACGUUCAUCGGUGCGUUGCCCAACGACGCGCUACCAAAUGAGGCGCUACCAAAUGAGGAACUACCAACUGAGGAGCUACCCAGCAGAGAGGGGAAACCCCGCGGGGGAGGGGCCACUCUGGAAGACCGCUUCUCCGAAAAUGGCACCCCAUGA
Molecule: messenger RNA, 3393 nt
Organism: Plasmodium vivax (malaria parasite P. vivax)
Lineage: Eukaryota; Apicomplexa; Aconoidasida; Haemosporida; Plasmodiidae
Exons: 1
Coding region: 1-3393 (1130 amino acids)
Source: RefSeq, a predicted model, not a curated record